Molecule: messenger RNA, 1372 nt
Organism: Cyclopterus lumpus (lumpfish)
Lineage: Eukaryota; Metazoa; Chordata; Actinopteri; Perciformes; Cyclopteridae
Gene: nog2
Product: noggin 2
Exons: 1
Coding region: 170-805 (211 amino acids)
Biological process (GO): dorsal/ventral pattern formation; negative regulation of BMP signaling pathway; negative regulation of cell differentiation
Source: RefSeq, a predicted model, not a curated record
UCCAUGUCAUUCAAACCCGACGUGGUCUAUUAAAAGUAUCGCCUUGCUGGUGACUGAACUUCUACUAUUUAUGAAGCCCCGGGCUAGUCAUUGCAGACAACACAGUGACUGGGAAAAGAAUUGAAUACUACUUACGCGAGACGAACCGGUGCGUAAAACCAGAGGAAUAAUGGGCCUCUCUCAAACGCUACUCUUUUACGUGCUGGUGUGCGUUCACCUUGGAGUUUCCCAGCAUUACCUUCGCCUCCGUCCAUCGCCCAGCGAUCACCUCCCUGUGCCCGACCUCAAAGAGGACCCCGACCCGGAGUACGACCCCCGGGAGCAGGACUUGGCCGAGAGGACUCUGAGGAAAAAGCUCGGCAGUAACUUUGACCCCAACUUUAUGUCCAUCACCUCGCCCAUGCUGGUGAACCUCUCCGCGCUAGACAACCAGGUGAAGCUGCAGGGGCCCAUGCCUAACGAGAUUAAAAAGCUGGACCUUACAGAGACCCCCUAUGGAAAGCGGGUAAAAGUGGGCAAGAAAGCCCGCAGGAAAUUUCUGCAGUGGCUGUGGACCUAUACGCACUGCCCAGUGGUGCACACCUGGAAGGAUUUGGGCGUGAGGUUCUGGCCACGUUACAUCAAGGAGGGAAACUGUUUUUCUGAGCGCUCGUGCUCCUUCCCCGAGGGGAUGUCUUGCAAACCCGUCAAGUCAAUCAACAAGAUUUUCCUCCGGUGGUAUUGUCAAGGGUUUAUAAUAAAGAAAUACUGUACGUGGAUACAGGUGCAAUACCCAAUCAUCUCAGAGUGCAAGUGCUCGUGCUGAUUUUCUCUAAGGAGUGGAGGUCGAGUGGGAGUGGACUGGAAAUACGGUUUCUAUUGCACUGUUAACUCUCUACAGAGGUGGGCACCAUAGCAAAUCUAUUUUUUUAUAUAGCAUUUUAAGUGAAAUACCAACAUUGUACAUAUUUAAGAAAAAUGCAGCUAUUUUUUCUAAUUGAACCAGGACCAUAUUUUAUUCUCAACCCUGAACCGUGUUUUGGGGGGAACACGAGCACUUCAUAAGGAAGAGCUUUUUUUUUGUUGAUAUUUUUUAUGAGACAUUGAAGAUGCAAUGCAUAUGCUACACUUCUCCAAGAGGUGAACUUUUUCUUCAACUGAACAUUGAUGCUGACUGUUAUUUCACUGCAAUGCUGCCUAGAGUUUUUGUAUAAUAUUAAUAUCAAUAAUAAUUAAAUUGUAAAAAAAAAAGUUGAGGUUAAAAAUAUAUAUAAAGGCGUGAACUCAGCUUUUUUGGAAUACAUAGUAUUGUAGAAAUAAAAAAAUCUGUACGUUUUAUUUAUUAUUUUAACGAUUGUGAGUAUAGAGCAUAAGGAAAGAGAAUAGCAGAGUA